AUGAUCGUUGAGAGACUUGUGGAAAGUGAAUUUGAUCAUGUUGUUGAGUUUGCUUUUUCGGAUCCUGAUUCUGGCUAUCAGUCAGCCGCAGGUAAAGCUUUUGAACAAGUUGCGCACGAGAUGCUGAAGGGAGGAGGAAAAUACAGAAUGCAUAGGCUGGGUGAUGGAAAUGCGUGGGAAGAGCUGAACUUGAAGCGAUGCUUGUACGUUGAGUUCCAGUCAUCAAUUAGAGACUUGCAAGAGCUGAAGAUCACGCCGAAUGGAUAUUAUAAGCCUAAGGCAUCAAACUUCCCUUGCAUGGAUGCGGUGCGCUUGUCAGCGAGCGGGGUACUGUACACGUUUCAGAUGACACGGGCGCAGACACACCCGAUCGAACUCGAGCUAUUACUUGUCAUGUUGAAAGCUCUGCGAGCCAAGAACAAGUUUCAGAGGGUAUCCGUUGUGUUUGUUGUGCCUUCGGGGCAUGAUGAAUGGUCCUCCUGGAGACAAGACCAAGACUACACAUCUGAGGGAGUGAAGGCAAGCAAGGAGCCGGAGAUUGAAAUGAGGACAGUCACUCAGUCAACCUCAAGAACAGCGAUAGUCCUCAGAUUUCGAUCAGCUGCUUCUGCACUCUCUCCUUCAUCUUCAUGUGUCGCAAGUCAGGAAUGCAAACUGACAGGGUGUCCAGCAACGUAUAGAGCUUUGCAGGAGCUUUGA
Messenger RNA from Guillardia theta CCMP2712, 699 nucleotides. RefSeq lists its product as hypothetical. The transcript has a single exon. Lineage: Eukaryota; Cryptophyceae; Pyrenomonadales; Geminigeraceae. The record is from RefSeq and is a predicted model, not a curated record. The coding region runs from base 1 to 699 and encodes 232 amino acids.